GGGACCUCGCGGUCCGUGACCGACAGCUCUUGUGACGGUAAAUGCGGACAUUUUUAUCGACUUAGAAAGUAGCAGCAAAAAGUGAAGUAAUGUUAAGGUAGCUGGGUAGUUGAAAAGCACAACGACUUUGGCAGAGAGGACUAACUGUUUUAUUCCGUGGGAGGAGAGUCACUGAUUUGUCAUCAUGCCUUUGGUUAUGCGGAAUAUCGAGCCGCGGCACCUGUGCCGUCAGACCCUGCCCACGGCGGUGAAGAGUGAGCUGGAGUGUGUGACCAACAUCACACUGGCUAACAUCAUUCGCCAACUCGGCUCCCUCAGCAGGUUUGCGGAAGAUGUGUUUGGCGAGUUGUUUGUCCAGGCCAGCUUGUUUGCAGACAGGGUGAAUACCCUUGGUGAAAGAGUGGACAAACUUCAGGUCAAAGUCACCCAGCUGGACCCCAAAGAGGAAGAGGUUUCACUGCAGGCAAUCACCACUCGCAAAGCUUUCCGCUCUAAUCUGAUUCAGGAUCAACAGCUCUUUACUCGGCCUUCGCUGCCUCAGCCAGUGCAGGAGACCUACCAAACCUGCAACGAGCCACCUCCACUCAGCAUCCUCAGUGUCUACAGGGAGGAUGGAAAGGAGGCACUCAAAUUCUACACUGACCCAUCCUAUUUCUUUGACCUGUGGAAAGAGCAGAUGCUACAAGACACCAAAGACAUCAUGAAAGAAAAACGGAAACAUAGGAAAGAGAAGAGAGAAAAUCCCAACCGGAGCAACCUGAACCCUCGUAAGAUCAAAACACGUAAAGAGGAAUGGGAACGUCGAAAGAUGGGAGAAGAGUUUGUUGUCCCUAAAUCUGACCUUCAUCAUUCUAGGGACAUGGUCAAUGGCAGCUUUGGGUCCGGUGAGGACAUGGGCACGCUAGACUCUGAGGGAUUUGACCAAAGCACUGCCUCCUACAGUUAUGAUCCUGGCUCCCCUCUCCCACCUCCAAUGCUGGAUGAUGAAGGUUUCCUGCCACCUCCUCCCCCAGAUAUGACGUAUAAUGAUGUGUCCUCACCGCAGAGACCAGUUAGCAUUAUAAGCCCUACCCAUCCUCCUCCAGCUCCUCCAACCUCUCCUCCUGGCCGCCCUUCAGUGGCGCCACCUGUUGCCCCACCUCCUCCCCCGCCCAUGGGGUUGGCUCCGCCCCCACCUCCCUUAGGAUUUGAUGCUCCUCCCUCUCCUCCUCCUCCUGCUUUUACCUCUGUUUCUCCCUCUGUUCCUCCACCACCACCCAUGGCUCCCAGUAUUCCAUCUCCACCCCCUCCUGCUGCUGGGAAUGGACCCCCACCUCCACCUCCGCCCCCUCCACCCCCAGGCCCACCACCAUGCUUUGCGCCAUCAGCUCCUGCUCCUCCUCCUUCAGGUGGGCUCUCAGCUGCUCCUGCCCCCAAGCCUCAGCCCGCCCCUGUUAGCGAUGGCCGGAGCGAUCUCCUAGCAGCUAUUCGCCAAGGCUUUAACCUACGUAAGGUGGAGGAGCAGAGAGAGCAGGAGAAGAGAGACUUCGUGGGCAAUGAUGUGGCAGCUAUCUUGUCUCGCCGUAUCGCUGUGGAGUGCAGUGAUUCUGAGGAUGAUUCCUCAGAGUUUGAUGAUGAGGAGUGGUCUGAAUAAGACUAUAAUGCAUGUCAUAAAAAUCAUUCCUGUUAGACCAAAACUAUUUGUUUCCCUUUAAUGAGGUCAACUACAGUAAAUGCGAAAUAGGGACACAGUGUGUGUGCUUGUGUGUGUGUGUGCGUGCAUGGUCUCUUCUGACUCAGAGUGAAUUAUUUAGAUGAUCAGCCUGCUCCUAUUUCAGAGUGCCUAUUCCUCUGUAAUGUAGCUAUGAAUGAGUAAAUUGAGCUAGAGAGAGACAGAGUUUUUCCUUUUAGCAUCUCAGUAUCAUAUCUGUAAAAGAUCGUUAUUAAUCACCUAAAGCUUUGCUUUGUUCGUACACCAAAGCCAAGUACGAUGCACAAUAUGAGGCAGUAAAUUAGAUAACUACUGUUAUCUUUUAUUUUCUUUUUGCUCUUAUGGGUACAUUUUCUCAUGGCAUUGGCUUUUAUUUAGAGCACUCCUUUCCCAGAGUGUAAAGCACAAGGAGCCUGAUUAAAUUUCUAAAGCUAAAAUAAAAAAAUAUAUAUAAAAAUAUGUAAUUUUUUUUUCUUUUACCAUCCUGUUGCCUUGGUAACUGAUCUUUGUCUAUUUAAGUGCUUUCAUUGUAUCUGUCCUCUGACCUUGGUGCCAUUUGUGGCAUUAUGUCAUUCUGUGUGAGUUCUUUCUUGUGUCCUUUCGCUGAUUCUUUGUCCACGGCUUGGGCUCCAAACUCUAUAUGGAUGUAGUGUUGUGAUCUUUUUGUAUCCAUGUAUGCCAAAGUCACAUAAGCCAAGAGGCUGGUAAAAGUGUUUCAAUUCACAUACAGUGGAAAGUGUAUUCAUUAGUUCAAAGUGCCUGCUUUAUGUAAGAUCAAUGCCCAAUGAAGCUUCUUGAUAUCAAAGAAUAAUGGACAAGGCAGAGACUGUGUUGUUUUAUAAUCUUUAGAUGCUUUUGCAGGCGUUAUCUUUUAUACCAUGGCCGCCCUACCUGCCUUUAAACAAUGGUGGUUUGUGUGUUUUUCUUACUUAUACCUCAGUGGAACAUUGCAUUCCUACCCAUAGGUUACCAUUGUAGUUAGUUAUGGUUAUGUCUUUGAGGGCAUUACAUUGAUCUGUUCAUCACUUUUAAUUCAAUCCUUUGCCUGCACUGUAGCAUAUAAAUAAUUACUUAAUAUGCAAAUCGGUGUAUUUUUUUUUUCUUCUAUGCUGAAAAUUUUACAUUCCAACAUGUAGCCAUGAUAACGAAGAUCAGGAGCAUUGACGUAGAACUGUUAGUACAUUUUUAACCAGACCAUUACUUUAUCCUAGUAUUACAGACAAAUAAACAGACAGCUGCCAGCCAAUCAAAGACUAGUAUUUUGGCCAUGGUAUGAUUUAGUUUAAGUGCCUAUUCCUUUUUUCCAGAAAUUAUGCAAUAUUUUGAAAUCAGUUUUUUUUUAUUGCGUAUGGUGCAUAUGGUUUAUAAUUGUAAAGCUUUUCUAUUGGUGGUUUAAUUAAAUAAAGGCCUCAAGUUACAAAA
Pangasianodon hypophthalmus (striped catfish) is the source of this 3112-nucleotide messenger RNA. RefSeq names its product WASP family member 2 (gene wasf2). Gene Ontology annotation, cellular component: cytoskeleton. The coding region runs from base 185 to 1633 and encodes 482 amino acids. Gene Ontology annotation, molecular function: actin binding; protein kinase A regulatory subunit binding; Arp2/3 complex binding. The record is from RefSeq and is a predicted model, not a curated record. Gene Ontology annotation, biological process: positive regulation of Arp2/3 complex-mediated actin nucleation; actin cytoskeleton organization. Lineage: Eukaryota; Metazoa; Chordata; Actinopteri; Siluriformes; Pangasiidae. The transcript is spliced from 9 exons.